This is a messenger RNA of Dictyostelium discoideum AX4, 1578 nucleotides long. RefSeq lists its product as hypothetical. Gene Ontology annotation, molecular function: N,N-dimethylaniline monooxygenase activity; flavin adenine dinucleotide binding; NADP binding. The record is from RefSeq and is a predicted model, not a curated record. The transcript is spliced from 2 exons. Bases 1 to 1578 code for a protein of 525 amino acids. NCBI's taxonomy places the organism in Eukaryota, Evosea, Eumycetozoa, Dictyosteliales, Dictyosteliaceae.
AUGAAUAGAUGUGAAACAGUUUGUAUAAUUGGAAGUGGUCCAUCAGGUUUAACAUCAUGUAAAUCAGCAUUAGAAUGUGGUUUAGAACCAACUGUUUUUGAAAAAAAAGAAACAUUUGGUGGAGUUUGGUCACUUGAUGAAGCUAUACCUUGGGAUUCAAUGCAUACCAAUGUAUCUCAUUUUUCAAUGACAUUUUCAGAUUUCCAACAUCCAGAAGAUCAAGAUCUAUUUUUAUCACCAAAAAAAGUUCAUCAAUACCUAUCAAAUUAUGCAAAUCAUUUUGGACUUUUAAAUUGUAUCAAAUUUGGUAGUACUGUUGAAAAAGUAAAACAACUCGAAAAUAAUAAAUGGUUAGUCCAAUGGACAGAUUCCUCAAGUAAAAAAAGUGAAUCAAAAAUUUUUGAUUUCUUAAUUGUUGGUAAUGGAAUGAAUAAUAAACCAAGACAAUUUCCAAUGGAACCAUUAAAAAAUUUUACUGGUGGAUAUAGAUAUUCAAAUCAAUAUAAAUCACCAAAUGAAUAUAUUGGUAAAAGAGUUUUAGUUGUUGGUAAAUCAUGUACUGGUUUACAAAUUGCUUCAGAACUUUGUAAUUCAGGUUGUCAAAGUGUUUAUCUCUAUGGUGAAGGAAAAUUAAAUGAAUGGGCAAUACCUUCAAAUAGUAAAAGAAUUAAAAAUAUAUUAAAAGGAAAUGGUAAUGAAAUCGAUGAAAAUGAUAAUGGUGUUCCAGUGGACCUAAUCAUCUGUUUAAGAGCCAAUUCUUAUAAAAUGAAAGAUUUACCUGAAAAUGAAUAUAACCUUGCAAUGAAUAAAUUCUUACAACAAUUAUCUGGUAAUAAUUGUAAUGAACCAAGUUAUCAAAAUGAUGAAACUAAUUUUGAUAAACCAUUUCAAAUUUUAUUUACUUGUAUCGAUUCCUAUAUUGAUAAUAUUAAACAAGGUAAAAUUCAAUGUUUAUCAAAUCAUCUAUUAAAUAAUUCAAAUGAUAAAUCAUUGGAAUUCUUAAAUCAAUUGGAUCAAUCAAUAAUUAAUAUUGAAUUUGAUGAAAUUAUCUUUGCAACUGGUUAUCAUUUAAAUUUUUCAUUUUUUGAAAAAGAAAUUUUAGAAAAAUUAUCAUUUAAUCCAAAUGAUAAUUAUGUACCAUGUUUAUUAUAUAAUUUUACUUUUCCUCAUAAAGUUAAAAAUUUAGGUUUAGUUGGAAUUUUUGGUACUCCAUUUUAUUCAUUAUUGGAACUUCAAUCUAGAUGGAUUAACUAUGUAUUUUCUGGAUUAAUAGAUUUACCUUCAGAAAAAGAAAUGGGACAAGAUAUAAUUAAAAUUAAUGAAAUUAGAAAUGCAAAAAUGAAGACAUUAUUCCCAUUUGGUGAUUAUGUUUUAUUUUCUGAUCAAUUAGCAAAACAAAUUAAUUGUUUACCAGAUUUUGAUGAAAUGAAAUUAAAUAACCCAGAACUUUAUGAUAUGUGUUUAAACUAUGUUUCUUGCUCCUCUGUAUUUAGAUUAACAGGUCCAUUCUCAAAUGAAAAACAAGCUUUAAAUACAAUUAAACAUUUCAGUGAAUGUUGUAAAAAAAUUAAUAACUAA